UUUCACUCCUGUGGCUUAACUUCUUAAUUCAAUCCAAAAUAUCUUCUUCUUUUUCGCUCUCACUCACACUGCACUGUCUUCCAUUUCUUCUGCCCUCAAAUCUCUCUUUCUCAUGUCUUCUUGUUCUUCUUUACCUCUUCCUCUAAAUCCUCCUAUUUCCCUUUACCAUCACAAACUACACGCUUUAUCUCCACUUCCAUUUUUCAAGCAUACAUUUUCUCUCUCUCUGUCCAAAUCGCAUAUUUGCUUCUCGUCCUCUUUACCAAACUCUCCAAUACCGGACCGUGAUGACAUUCUCUGGCUUCGUGAAGAACAGCGGUGGCUUCGGGAGGAGCAGCGAUGGCUCCGAGAAGAGCAGAGAUGGCUUCGGGAGCGCGAGUCUCUCCUUGCGGAAAUUCAAUCGCUGAAGCUCCAAAUUCAAGCCCUAGAGAAACAAAUUUCGACGCAAGAAGUAGAUUUGGUGCCGGAGGCGAUAGCGAAUGUUAGCGCUUUGUUACAGGUUUUGACGGAGAAGAAUCGGAUUGCGGAAAGCGGGUCGAGUUCGCGUCCAAUUGUGUUAGGGGAGAAGGUAGAGGAUGUGAAGGAAGUGAGUAAGGUUUCAGAGAGAGAAGAGGACCAGACGAGGAAAGCAUUAAGGAAAGGAAGCGAGGGAGAGGAUGUGCGAGAGAUGCAGGAAGCAUUACAAAAAUUGGGGUUUUACUCAGGUGAGGAAGACAUGGAAUAUUCCAGCUUCUCAAGUGGGACCGAGCGUGCAGUGAAGACUUGGCAAGCAACACUUGGUACCACUGAAGAUGGGAUAAUGACUGCAGAACUCCUUGACAGGCUAUAUAUGGAGCAACAAAUUCAGGGGGGUACUAGAUCAAACGUUAGCAUAGAUCAGAAAGAAAGCACUUUAACAGUUUCACGGAAGGAAGGUGCCAAUGGAGCUGCUGUUACUUCUGUAACCGAAAUAUCAGAAAAACAGCACAAAGUUGUUAAAGAAGAAGGUGCAACAGAAGUUGAGGUAUCUCAACAUCGAGUAUUUCUCCUAGGGGAGAAUCGAUGGGAGGAACCCUCUAGGCUUAUUGGCAGAGACAAACAUGUUCAUGUGAGCAAAACCAAGGAGACCACGUCAAAAUGCCUUUCCUGCCGUGGGGAGGGCCGUCUAUUGUGCACAGAAUGUGAUGGGACGGGUGAACCUAACAUUGAGCCUCAGUUCUUGGAGUGGGUAGAUGAGGGAACAAAGUGUCCAUACUGUGAAGGCCUCGGAUACACAAUUUGUGAUGUAUGUGAAGGAAAAACAAUGAUAUAGCCAGACUACAUGAUACAAAUGAUUUUUUUUGGUCCAUCAACAAAGUGAUGAUUGGCAUGAACUUGACCCAAUUGUCAAUGACACAGGUCCUUUACGCGGAUAAGCGAUUAUCUAUAGACGUAUUGGUGGAUGGCACGUUAUAAGAAGUUUGGAUUUUACUUCUGAUAUAACUAUACUUUACUGUUGCAACCACAGAGGAGGCUGGUAUUGCUGUCCCAUCCAAUCCCCCAGUUUAAUGGGUUCAAGUAGUGAAUAAACAGUUCUAAGAUGGGUUUGAUUCGAUUUUAACGGAUUCAAAUAGUGAAUAAAUGGACUUAUGACGGGCUCAACGAGUAAUAUUUUUAUUACCUAUAUUGGGAUGGAUUCAAGAACUCGGGUAUUUACUACCCGUUUAAUAAAUAUUUAAAAAAAUUAUUUUUAAAAAGAA
Jatropha curcas is the source of this 1718-nucleotide messenger RNA. It is a transcript of the gene PTAC5, whose product is annotated as plastid transcriptionally active 5. Gene Ontology annotation, biological process: chloroplast organization. The record is from RefSeq and is a predicted model, not a curated record. Gene Ontology annotation, cellular component: chloroplast. Gene Ontology annotation, molecular function: protein disulfide isomerase activity. NCBI's taxonomy places the organism in Eukaryota, Viridiplantae, Streptophyta, Magnoliopsida, Malpighiales, Euphorbiaceae.